UUUUGUCAGUCAUAAACAAAACUUGUACUCAUUAGGUACAAAUUUAAAGUAAAUAUUUAAAAAAAAAAUUAAAAAAAACCAAAACUAAAAUGUCAAAAAUAGUGCUUUAUGGUGUCGACAUAAGUCCUCCAGUUAGAGCUUGUCUUUUAACAUUGAAGGCGUUGGAUGUUCCAUUUGAAUACAAAAUCGUAAAUCUUGCCAAGGGUGAACAUCUUACCGAGGAGUUUCUGAAAAAGAAUCCACAGCAUGCUGUCCCAGUCUUGGAAGACAAUGGUAGAUAUAUAUCGGACUCACAUGCCAUCUGUAGUUAUUUAGUUGAUACAUAUGGAAAGAAUGAUAAGCUUUAUCCAAAGGAUUUAUAUCAACGCGCAAUUGUAAAUCAACGUUUAUAUUUUGAUGCAAGCGUUUUAUAUUUCGCUCUACGAAAGGCGGUACUUCCUAUGUGGCUCGAAAACUCGAAUUUUGUGCCCAAAGCAACAAUAAAGAAUAUUUUGGAAUGUUAUGAUUUAACGGAAACUUUCUUAAAAAAUCAACAGUAUAUUACUGGUGAUAGCUUAACCAUUGCGGAUUUCUCAUGUUUGACAACAGUUUCUUCUUUAAAUGGCAUCGUUGAAUUGGAUAAGAAGAAGUAUCCAAAAACAUUGGAUUGGAUAGAUCGUUUAUCUAAAUUACCUUAUUAUGAGGAGGGUAAUGGAAAAGGACUCAGGGAAUAUGUUGCUAUUUUAAAAGCCGGAUUAACUGUAUUUGAAGCGUAAAAUAUUAAAAAAAUUGUAAUUGAUUUUGACAACAAGUAAGAGCUAAUAAAGAAGGACUUAGUGAAUAUGCUCAUAUUUUAAAAGUCAGAUUAGCCGAAUUCAAAAUGUAAGCUAUAUAUAUAAUUAUCUUUGAAAAUAAAUUUG
Messenger RNA from Teleopsis dalmanni, 899 nucleotides. Its product is annotated as glutathione S-transferase 1-like. NCBI's taxonomy places the organism in Eukaryota, Metazoa, Arthropoda, Insecta, Diptera, Diopsidae. Gene Ontology annotation, molecular function: glutathione transferase activity. The record is from RefSeq and is a predicted model, not a curated record. The transcript has a single exon. Gene Ontology annotation, biological process: glutathione metabolic process. Bases 90 to 755 code for a protein of 221 amino acids.